CUCAGUUUCACAAACAAAAAAUGGACCUAAUCCAAUACUCAUCUAGCGAUUCGGAAAGUGCCGACGAAAUGGACAAAUCCGCCGAAAUACGGGCUGAAUCCAGAAAGUCAUCGACAGAGUCCCUGGGGAAGCCAAAGACGACAAAAGAAAGUCCCGAGCCGCGUUCCGGCGACAAAAAGACCCGACAUGAAGACGACAGCCCUCGGAAGAAAGCUGAAAUGGAAUUGAGUGAGGAUUCGGAUGAAAAGCCAAGGAAACACAAGGCGCGUUAUUCGCCCGAAAGACGUUCGCGAGAGCGGGAGUCGUCGUACAAAAAACGAAGCCAUCGAGAGAGAAGCGAAGAACGUCGCUACGACGAUCGUCGACGCCGCGACAAAGAAAGAAGCCGCCAUCACAGCUCACGUGACGAUUAUAGUGAAAAAAGGCACCGCAGUGACAAAUACCGACACAAUGACACUCGUUCUCGUGGGGAUCGACGCAGCAGCGACAAAUACGACAGAAAAUAUCGUGGCAACACUGAGCGCAGUAAUAGCGGAUAUUCUGAGUCUGACAAAUACAAACGUUCAAGUCGCGAUGACAACAACGGAUCUCGACGACGACGACAUCGUUCGCGAUCCGCAUCCCGAGAAAAAUCGCGCGAUACACGCUACCGUUCUCAUUCAAGAUCCAAAGAGCGCGCAGAUGACCGUCGUUUAACCAGUUCCGUGUCCCAACAAGUCACAUCAACCACCGCAUCCAUCACGCAAGGCAACAAGGAAAAAUCUCCCGAUAUCGCAGCUGUGACAACACCCCCAAUAAUCCAAAAUCCCGUCAACAAUCCCGUCGUCGCCGAACGAAAACUCGCAAAAUUAGACCAAUUAGGCAUCACGUUGCACACAAAUUCACUCACGGCAUCGUCAAGCAAACUACCCGAAGGCGUCGAAAUUCCCGCAUAUUACAAUCCCAAUGCGAUCAACGUCACCAAAUAUGCCGAGCAAAUUCAGAAACGCAAACUUUUGUGGAGCGGCAAAAAGUCAGAGCCCGCAGCAGCGACAAGUACAUGGAACAAAGCGACCUUUUCGCAAGACACCGACGGAAAAGUUGCCUCGAAAUUCAUGCGAUUGAUGGGAAUUAAAGACGGGGUUCCGCCUCCGCAGCCCGAAGCAAAUGCCGAAAGUGACUUGGAUAAGCAGAAAAAACUGUUUUCUACGAUGGAGCAACAGUACGAGGUUGCACGACAAGUUACUCACACAAUGCGUGGCGUGGGACUCGGAUUUGGAUCUCAACCGCGUCAGUUUUAACACAAAAAAGAAAAAAAAAUUGAAUAUUUAUUGAAAUAGCUUGAUUUUCGUCUGUCAAAUAUAUCACAUUUGGUAUUUAUUAUCAAUAAUUUAGUGUUUUUUUUUAAUAGUUUACGAUAUUACGAUAGGA
This is a messenger RNA of Culicoides brevitarsis, 1410 nucleotides long. RefSeq names its product arginine/serine-rich coiled-coil protein 2. NCBI's taxonomy places the organism in Eukaryota, Metazoa, Arthropoda, Insecta, Diptera, Ceratopogonidae. Bases 21 to 1280 code for a protein of 419 amino acids. The record is from RefSeq and is a predicted model, not a curated record. The transcript is spliced from 4 exons.